Cyclopterus lumpus (lumpfish) is the source of this 1770-nucleotide messenger RNA. RefSeq names its product solute carrier family 40 member 1. Bases 1 to 1770 code for a protein of 589 amino acids. Gene Ontology annotation, molecular function: iron ion transmembrane transporter activity. The transcript has 8 exons. Gene Ontology annotation, cellular component: membrane. The record is from RefSeq and is a predicted model, not a curated record. Lineage: Eukaryota; Metazoa; Chordata; Actinopteri; Perciformes; Cyclopteridae. Gene Ontology annotation, biological process: iron ion transmembrane transport.
AUGUCCCAGCGAGCAGAUGCUUCCCAGUGUGGAGGGGUUGUGGUCGAGUUUGAGCCCGACGACAUCAGAGAUGCAAGAGCAAAUAGAAAUAGGAGUAUACCAGGUUCAGCUCUUAUCUACCUCAAGGGUCCCAAGUUUCUCAUCUAUGUCAGUGGAGCAUUGUCAAUGUGGGGUGACCGCAUGUGGCACUUUGCAAUUUCUGUGUUCCUGAUUGAGCUCUACGGCCGUAACCUGCUGUUGACUGCAGUGUUUGGGUUGGUAGUGGCUGGGUCAGUGCUCCUUCUAGGGGCUUUGAUUGGAGACUGGGUUGAUCGCAAUCCCAGGAAUAAAGUUGCACAUGCAUCUCUUUUCAUUCAGAACAUCUCAGUGACAGUAUGUAGCAUUGUGCUCAUGUUGGUGUUCUCAUAUAAGCAAAGGAUUGAACAGAUCUGGGAUGGAUGGCUUACUGUGGUUUGUUAUACGGUGGUGAUCGUCCUGGCAGAUGUGGCAAACCUUGCAAGCACAGCACUGACCAUUGCCAUUCAGAGGGACUGGAUUGUGGUUAUCACAGGCUACAACCGAGGUCACCUAGCCGGAAUGAAUGCGACCAUGAGGCGGAUAGAUCAGGUGACUAACAUCCUGGCCCCACUAGCCGUGGGACAGGUCAUGACCCUGGCCUCCAAUGUAGUUGGCUGUGGCUUCAUCCUGGGCUGGAACCUUGUGUCUCUCAUUGUGGAGUUCUUCUUCUUGUCCCGGGUUUACCGCAUCGUCCCUGCUCUUUCAGUCAAACCACCAGUGGUGGAGGUGGAUCAGGUGGAUCUGCAGAGGCUGGAGAGGAGAAAGUCACAAGGGGAAGAUAAUGUUGCACAACCUCAACCUCUGACCGAAGGUAACUGCAACACAGGCCUGCACAUAAAAGAAAUCCCCAACCUGCCACUGUGUUUCCGGAGGUUUCGCUGGUUGGUGAGCACCUGCAAGGACGGCUGGAGGGCCUACUAUCGCCAGCCUGUCUUCUUGGCAGGAAUGGGUCUGGCUUUCCUCUACACCACAGUGCUGGGUUUUGACUGCAUCACCACUGGCUAUGCCUACACGCAGGGCAUAAGCGGCUCUCUCCUUAGUCUGCUGAUGGGUGUAUCGGCCAUUACAGGGCUGUUGGGCACUGUGAUGUUCACCAGACUCAGGAAGUCCUACGGCCUGGUUAACACAGGCAUCAUCUCAAGCUGCCUCCACCUGGGCUGCUUGCUGCUGUGUGUGUGCUCUGUGUUUGCCCCUGGCAGCCCUAUGGAUCUUAGCUUGCUGAUGCCCUACAUUACCUCCAACUCCUCCACUGAGCUCGGAGGGAUGGCAAGCCAAAGGCAAAAACACACUUACUCUCUGAGGGGAAGCAGCAAUCAGCCACUGCUACCCGACCGCUCCUCCAUCCACUGGACCAACAACACUGUGCUCUUUGACAACGUUCCCUCUGACACGGCGCCAGAAUCGUACAUCUCCAUUAUCCUUCUGUUCUUGGGUGUCAUCACAGCACGCAUUGGUCUCUGGUCCUUCGACCUGACAGUGACCCAGCUCCUGCAGGAGAACAUCUGUGAGUCAGAGAGGGGUGUAGUAAACGGGGUGCAGAGCUCUAUGAAUUACCUGAUGGAUCUGCUUCACUUCAUCAUGGUGAUCUCUGCUCCACAGCCACAGCACUUUGGCAUCCUAGUUAUCAUUUCUGUAUUAUUCAUCACCACUGGGCACACAAUGUACUUCCUGUAUGCACACAAAGUCAAGAGGAAACGCCUUCACGACACAUAA